UGCUUCAUCUGCAUCCCACUUUCUUAUCCAAACCAAAAAAAUAUCGUCUCAUUAUCGUUCAGAAGCCUGAACCUGGGUCGACCGACCUAAAUCUGGCCACGAAUGUCAUAUACAGAGCCACCAUCUGACCAGUUUGAUCCUUCGAGUAUCAUGGAUCUCAACGGAGCGGCGCUUGUGAUUGGAGGUGGUAGUGGGAUCGGCAAGGCUUGCGCAUUGUCCUUCACCAAGUUCGGGGUUCGAAGCCUCGUCGUGGCAGACAUCGACUCCAACGCUGCCAAGGCAGCAGUAAUCGAGUGCCGGGCUGCAGCCGUGGCUCGGGAACUGCGCGUAGAGGCAGUAAGCAUCGACGUUACCUCGCAGGAUUCGGUCGACACCGUUCUAAAACAAGUGGCCAAAAUGCUGGGUAGGGUUGAUUACUGCGUCCAUGCCGCAGGGAUCGGCGUGAAAGUCGCCAAUCAGGUCGCAGAGGCAGAUACCACCGAGUUCGAGCGUAUGCUGAAGGUCAAUGUGACCGGGGCAUUCCUCGUCACGCGUGCAAUCUCAACCAUCAUGAAGUCCCAGGAACCGAUUCCUCUGCGGCUUGGGUCGCCGGAGCGUGGAAGUACACGAGGGAGUAUCGUUAUCAUAGGAUCGGCAUCGGCCAUGGUCGCCACACCUAACAUGGUGCAAUACACGACAGCCAAACACGCCGUGCUUGGGAUGACUAAGAAUGCAGCUCUCGACAAUGCAGUCCAUGGAGUCCGGGUGAACAGCGUGUGCCCAUCCUGGGUCGAUACAACGAUGGUUCGCAAGGCUAUGGAUGAUGUACCUGACUUGGCAGACAUGAUCAAGGCUGCAGUGCCUAUUGGACGGAUCGCGCUCGCAGAUGAGGUGGCUGACGCCGUCAUGUUCUUCUGCAGUUCUAUGUCUAGCUACGCCACUGGUUGCAAUAUGAUUCUGGACGGGGGUACGACGCUGUCAGCAGACAGAUAGGAUUCUGUUACCAUGUAGGCAUAUGAUGCACAAGUUCGUGCCAGGUCAGAUAGCAAGGUAUAAAGCGCAGGUCAGCACGGAAAAAUGCAUGUCAGACCUCUGCAACACCUGUGCACUGAUAAAAAGCCUUACAAACGGCACAUCUGGGCGUGGAUAAAACGUAGAAAAGAUUAAUCCUGCUCAAUUUUGUAAUCACUAAUGCGCGGUGUGAAUUGACGUACAGAUGCUGACGCCAAGAUGUGACUCCCUGAC
Pseudomassariella vexata is the source of this 1224-nucleotide messenger RNA. RefSeq lists its product as uncharacterized. Lineage: Eukaryota; Fungi; Ascomycota; Sordariomycetes; Amphisphaeriales; Pseudomassariaceae. The record is from RefSeq and is a predicted model, not a curated record. Gene Ontology annotation, molecular function: oxidoreductase activity. The transcript has 4 exons. Bases 103 to 972 code for a protein of 289 amino acids.